AUGAUACGCUCCACAUUAUCCCACAAUAAUGAGACAAUUCAUGUCGGCCAGGUUAGUUACCCACGUGCAAUCCAGAAAGAGGUACUGGAAGUUGUAGAGCAUUUUACGUAUCUUGGAAGUUGUAUUACUUCUGAUUGUCUUGUGACAGAUGAGGUGAAUGCACGAAUCUGCAAGGCACGGACCGCGUUUGCUAAUUCGAGACACCUAUGGGGUCAGAGUGGUUUAUCCCUGAAUCUCAAAGGACGUGUGUAUCAAGCUACACUACGGGCUGUUUUGUUGUAUGGGUGUGAGACUUGGCCUAUUCGAGCAGCGGAACUGAGACGUCUUCAGGAGUUCGACAAUGGUUGUCUCAGAACCUUAGCUCGUGUGGGUUGGUGUCGGCAAAUCCGUAAUGAGGCAGUUAGAAAGCGCGUUUUGGGUUGUGUAACGGGUGCUUCCAUUGAAGAAUGUGUUCAUCCACAGAAGCUGUGUUGGUUAGGAUAUGUGUUGCGUAUGCCAAACCAUCCUGUAGCACCCCUUCGGUGCCUAGCUGCCAUGCCACACGAAGGAGGCACGAGGGCUGGGAUACUGUCAGGUCGCCCAAGCCUAGACAGGGGAAGUCGAGAGGCAGAGAUCGGGUUCGAACCACGGACCUCCCCGUCAGUAAAUUCGCGCUCUUACCACUCGGUCCAUCUCGCCCCCUCAUCGGCCUAUCGGCUCUCUGUGCUAACAUCAUGCUGCCUAGCUGCCAUGCCACCCGAAGGAAGCAGAAGGCCUAAGAUACUGGCAGGUUGCCCAACCCCAGAGAAGAGAAGUCGAGAUGUCCUAAGGGAGAAAGAAUCAGCGCCGAGAAACCUGUUUCCCCGUGACGUCCUUUCUACAGUACGGGCUGUUUUGUUGUAUGGCUGUGAGACUUGGCCUAUUCGAGCAGCGGAACUGAGACGUCUUCAGGUGUUCGACAAUCGUUGUCUCAGAACCAUAGCUCUCGUGAUUCAUUUGAAAGCCAUAUUGCGAAGAAAAGAAUACAAGUGGAUGGGAAAGGGACUUAGUGCUAGAUUACUAAAGUCAUUCCGAGAUGCCUACACCCCCAAGACACUCAUUCAGGCAAGCUGGAUAGAAACUGACAACACGAACGCCAUUAACGUUGACUAUCAGCCAUAUCUUGCAGUGUCUCCAACCAGACGCAGUGGGGGUAACGCGAUCCCCACCCUGGAAGUCCAGUUGCACCGACAGCACCCAGACUUCCGUAAUCUCUUUCACACACUUCUGACAGGUCAUCUGUGUGCUUCUGCCACUCUGGAUGGGUCACGGAGUACACUGAUCUCUUCGACUCAACUGAUCUAUGAUGUUCUGCAACUGAAUGUGCUGCACACAGGCCGCCUCAUGAUUCAAUUGGCACAAUAUUCGAGAUAUCAC
Messenger RNA from Opisthorchis viverrini, 1395 nucleotides. RefSeq lists its product as hypothetical. The record is from RefSeq and is a predicted model, not a curated record. The annotation marks the transcript as partial. Lineage: Eukaryota; Metazoa; Platyhelminthes; Trematoda; Opisthorchiida; Opisthorchiidae. The transcript has 6 exons.